AUGGAUAUAGCAAUCAGACUGCAUGAUGAUUAUGAGGAAGAUUAUGUUUUUGAGAUUCAAAAAGACUUUACAGUUAACAAUUAUUUAAGAAGAAUUUUUGAUAAAGAUGGUGAAUUAGCAAAUAUCUUACCACUUAGACCAUCUAUAUUUCAUGAAAAAACACCAACAAAAUUCUAUAAAUCUGUUCAUCCAGGUAUUUUAACACCUGGUGGGUCUAUUUUAUUCAACUUUGAUUCAACAAAAAAUGAAUUCUUAAAAGAAUUGGAUUCUAAUGUACCUUUAAUUCAGCAAUUAUGGCCAGGCCAGUUAAUUGUACCAAACUGGGAUGUUGCUUAUAAGAAUAUUAUCUACUAUACAAUAAUUUGCUUUUUAUGGCUAUAUACAGAUUUGCCAGAUUUCAUUUCACCUACUCCUGGGAAUUGCCUAACUAAUUAUAUUUCGUGGGCAUUAAUCCCAAUAAUGAAUUAUUUAAAUAAACCACAGCUAAGUGAAAAAUUAAGAAAAGAAAUCCAACCCAAUUUUAGCAGUCACAAUACCCAAAUUAUCUUCUUUGUGUUACAUAUUUUAAAGAUACUUUUCCUAACUCUUUUUCUAGGUCUCGGAAUGGCUAAUCCAGUAUCAUUUAAUUUAUUCAAGAUUAGAAAUGCAAAUAAACUUAAAGCCAGUAAAAAAUUUUUUAUUGAAAAGUUAUACAAAAAUUUGGGAUGGACUGGUUUGAAAAAAACUCCUUAUGAAUUGUAUAAGAAGGAAUACUAUGAGCAUAUCAUGAAAAAACAUGGAGGUAUGCUUGGUGCCCACAAGAUCGGAAAGUUAAAAAGAGCUGUUAAUUCUGGUAUUAUACUAAAUAGUGGAGAAGGGUAUAGUACGCCAAUCGAAAAUACCAUUAGUACUUUCAAAGCAAUGAAGGAAAAUCAGAAAUUCAUUCUUUCUGAGGUUUAUUUUCAUCAAUUGAAAAAAGAUUUAGAAUCAAAUUUAAAUAAAUGUGCAGGAGAUAUUGAUUCAAAAAAUGUUCUUAUCAAAAAUUAUAAAAGACAUGGAAAUUUUGAAGGAAGUAUAGAAAUCGAGAAUAUUAUCCAAUUAAGGGAACAGUUAGCUAGUAAAUUUUAUAUUUUUGAGCAAUUGGAAACUAAAAAACAAAAAUAA
Messenger RNA from Arxiozyma heterogenica, 1143 nucleotides. RefSeq lists its product as uncharacterized. The transcript has a single exon. Bases 1 to 1143 code for a protein of 380 amino acids. Lineage: Eukaryota; Fungi; Ascomycota; Saccharomycetes; Saccharomycetales; Saccharomycetaceae. The record is from RefSeq and is a predicted model, not a curated record.